Molecule: messenger RNA, 930 nt
Organism: Nannospalax galili (Upper Galilee mountains blind mole rat)
Lineage: Eukaryota; Metazoa; Chordata; Mammalia; Rodentia; Spalacidae
Product: olfactory receptor 186
Exons: 1
Coding region: 1-930 (309 amino acids)
Biological process (GO): G protein-coupled receptor signaling pathway; sensory perception of smell
Cellular component (GO): membrane
Molecular function (GO): G protein-coupled receptor activity; odorant binding; olfactory receptor activity
Source: RefSeq, a predicted model, not a curated record
AUGGAGAAUGAAAAUGCAACAUUGCUUACAGAGUUUGAACUGACAGGACUCACAGACCGUCCAUGGCUGCAGGUGCCCUUUUUCUUGUUAUUCUUAAUGAUCUAUCUCAUCACCAUUGUGGGGAAUCUUGGACUGAUCGCCAUCAUUUGGAGUGACCCUCACUUGCAUAUCCCUAUGUACUUUUUCCUGGGGAGUCUGGCCUUUGUGGAUGCUUGUUUGUCAUCCACAGUAACUCCAAAAAUGCUGCUCAACUUCUUACAGAUGGGGAAGAGGAUUUCUUUUUCUGAAUGUAUGAUACAAUUUUUUUCCUUUGUAAUCUGGGUUACUGCAGAAUGUUUUAUAUUGGCAGCAAUGGCUUAUGAUCGCUAUGUAGCUAUAUGCAAACCUUUACUUUAUCCAGUGAUUAUGACCAACAGAGUAUGCAUAGUUCUAUUAGUCUUGUCAUUUUUAGGUGGGCUUCUUCAUGCUUCCAUUCAUGAAGGGUUUUUAGUUCAAUUAGUCUUCUGCAACUCCAAUAAAGUGCAUCACUUUUAUUGUGAUAUUAUGCCAUUGCUAACAAUUUCCUGUUCUGAUCCUUCUCUUAAUUUUCUACUCGUAUAUCUUUUGGCUGGUUUGAUUCAGGCCUUCACCAUUGUGAUUGUUCUUGUGUCAUAUACACUUGUUCUGUUCACAAUUUUAAAAAGAAAUUCUUUGCAAGGCAUAAGGAAGGCUUUCUCCACCUGUGGAGCCCGUCUCUUUUCUGUGUCUUUAUACUAUGGCCCUCUUCUCUUCAUGUAUGUGCUCCCUGCAUCUCAGCAAGCAGAUGAUCAAGACGUGACAGACUCAGUGUUUUACACGAUCAUAAUUCCUGUGUUAAAUCCAAUUAUUUACAGUCUGAGGAACAAGCAAGUUACAGAUUCUAUAGCAAAAAUAUUAAAGAAAUGUGUUUAG